AUGAGUUAUGGUAUAAAGCCGGACGUCACCUCGCUCGACGAGGACUUGCGCGAGCUGAGGCGCUCCAAGUUCUCGGCCGCGGCCAUCGACGAAAUCUCCCGCUGGGUCUUCGACUCUGUUCUCCACGAGCCCUCCCCUGCCAACCUUCUCGAGUCGCUCAAAGACGGAACCGUGCUCUGCAAACUGGCCAAUGUGCUCCACGAGGCCGACACUCGCGUUCCAAAUCUGAUCAGGUUCAAAUGCUCCAAAAUGCCGUUUGUGCAAAUGGAGCAAAUCGCCCAGUUUCUCACGUUUGCCAAGCAGUACGGGGUGCCCGAGGACGAACUCUUCCAGACAGUGGACUUGUACGAGGAAAAAGACCCUGCCAUAGUGUACCAGACUUUGAAAUCACUCUCGCGCUACGCCAAUAAGAAACACCCGGACCAAUUCCCCGUCAUCGGCCCGCAAAUCUCAAACAAGGCGCCACGCCCACCGGUCGCUACCAAGCCCAAACACCUCCAAGGGGUCGGUUGGAGCACACAUGAAUAUGGCUACAUGAAGGGUGCCAGCCAAUCGAGUGAGCGAAUCGUCUUUGGGCAAAAAAGAGACAUAACCCAUUAG
This is a messenger RNA of Lachancea fermentati, 600 nucleotides long. The record is from the annotation of a GenBank genome assembly. NCBI's taxonomy places the organism in Eukaryota, Fungi, Ascomycota, Saccharomycetes, Saccharomycetales, Saccharomycetaceae.